Venustampulla echinocandica is the source of this 1368-nucleotide messenger RNA. RefSeq lists its product as uncharacterized. Bases 1 to 1368 code for a protein of 455 amino acids. Gene Ontology annotation, molecular function: protein binding. The record is from RefSeq and is a predicted model, not a curated record. NCBI's taxonomy places the organism in Eukaryota, Fungi, Ascomycota, Leotiomycetes, Helotiales, Pleuroascaceae. The transcript has 3 exons.
AUGGCUCGAUUAUCAUCUUUCUUGGCUGGUCUUGCUAUUGCCAUUACCAUUUCAGCUGCACCUCUUACAGUUCCUUUGGGGACAAGCGGCCAAUCGUUAACCAUCAGCGAUGAUGGCCAAAGUAUUUCCAUUAGUGGCCAAACGAUGAGCCUGACUCAAGUCAUGGCUAGCUCCAAGUCUUGCAUAGGUAGAAAGAAGGAUGCCGACCGCAAGGGCGCCGCAUUCGGGGCUGUGAAGGGGGCAGGAAGGGGGGUAGCUGCCACCACAAAGAAUGCUAAAGCAAUUUACUUUAUAACCAAUGUCGUAAACAACUCGGUUGUGGCAUUGAAAGUAGCUGCUGAUGGGACUCUCUCUGAUGGCUCUAUCACUGCCACGGGAGGAGCAGGUAUGAGCGGUGUCGACUCAACUGGAGCCCCAGCAGCACCGGAUGCUCUCUUCAGCCAAGGAGCGGUGAAAGUAGCAGGAAGUAGCCUGGUUGCAGUCAACCCGGGUUCAAAUACACUCUCGAUGUUCGCUAUCGACUCCACAGAUCCCACCAAACUUACUAUGGUCGGCCAACCAGUGGACACCCUUGGCGAAUUUCCAAUGAGUGUUGCCCUGUCCACAACCUUGAAUCAGGCCUGCGUCGCCAACUCUGGUGCCAAAGCCGGAAUAGCAUGCUUUUCCAUGUCAGCCACUAAAGGUCUCACAGCACUAGACACCUCCCUACGAACUUUCAACAUUAGUCAGAAGACCCCUCCAGUGGGCCCCACCAACACUGUCUCUCAGACAUUCUUCAACGCCGACUCUACUGCCCUCAUGACUACCGUCAAAGGAGACCCAACAGUCAACAACACUGGUUUCCUCUCUAUCUUCCCCGUAGUCAACAACCAAGUCGCUACCCAAGACGUACGCUCUUCACCAGCGGGAACAGCAGUCCUUUUUGGCACUGCCUUGAUCCCCAAAUCGAACAACGUCUUCAUCACAGACGCCUCCUUCGGGUCUGCAACCCUCACCCUCUCUUCAGACAAUAUCGCCACCAUCGCUGCAUCUACCAAGAUCAAUGACCAAUCAGCUACAUGCUGGGCCACUAUCUCUGAUGCCACGGGUAGUGCAUUCGUCACUGAUGUCGCGGUCAACCAUCUUGUGGAAGUGGACACCACUAGUGGGAGGUUAAUCAAGGAGUUGAAUGUUACGAAUGGGAAUCCAGGCAUGGUUGAUUUGGUGAGCGCGGGGAACUUUAUUUAUGCGUUGAGUCCGGGGAAUGCAACGGCGAAGGCGGCGAUUACGGUUUUCGAUGUCAGUGGUGGACAGGGCACUGCGAAGGAGAUCCAGAACUUCAGCCCGGCUGGCGUCGCGGAUAGUGCUCAGGGUAUGACGUUUGUUUGA